UGGUAUCUGAUAAACAUCCUUCGAAUUGAGCUUUUAAUUCUCAUUGCGUCGCCGGAGAUCGCCAGGUCCUUCGAACCCUAGAAAAAUGGCGAAGGAUCGGAAUGGACCGAUCGACGAACAAGGAGAAGAGGAUCGAAGAGAAGAAUCGAAGAGGGAUCGGCAUAGGAAAUUGAAGAGGAAGAAGGAUGAGAGCAGUAGUGAUGGCGGUUCUAGUGAUUCCGAGGAAGACCGGAAGUUGAAGAAGAAGAAGAAUAAGAAGAAACGGAGGAGCCGUAGCUCUCGUCGGGGAAGAAGAGAUUCCAGUGAAUCGGAAGAGUGGUCAUCUUCUUAUGAUUCGUAUACGGAUUCAGAAUCGGAGGAGUUGGAUGGUGGAGAUGAGUUGGGGUCGGAGAGUGAGGAUGAGUUGAGGCGGAGGAAGAGGAAGGAGAGAAGGAGGAGGGAGAGGGAGCAUGAGAAGGAGAGAAAGAGGAGGAAGGAGAAGAAGAGGAAGAGAGACAAGGAGGAGAAGAGAAGGAAGAAGGCAGACAAAGAUAAGAGGAAGAAGAACAAAGAGAAGAGUAUGGGAAAGACGGGGGCGGUCACGAAUUCAUGGGGGAAGUAUGGCGUUAUCAAAGAAACCGAUAUGUGGAAUAAACGGCCAGAGUUCACUGCAUGGUUAGCUGAGGUUAAAAAGGUAAACUUGGAAUCAUUAGCCAAUUGGGAGGAGAAGCAAAUGUUUAAAGAAUUCAUGGAGGAUCAUAAUACUGCAACUUUUCCAUCAAAAAAAUAUUAUGAUUUAGAUGCCUACCACAAGCAUAAGAUGGAGAAAGAAAUAAAAAAAGGUUAUAAGAAGGAAUCAGUGGCAGAGCGCACAGUUUUCAAUGAUGAGGAACAACGCCGGCAAGAAUUGCUAAGAGCCCGUGAGAAGCAAAAGGAAGAAGAAAUAGAAGUUUUGAAGCAUAAUAUGCAAAGUGGAAUGGCACAAGCAAUGAAGGAGCAAGCCCGAUUGCGGGAAGAGAUGGUCUAUCAAUACAGGGUCGGAAAUCUUGAGGCUGCCAAUGCAAUCCAGAGAAGAUUAGAUCCAGAUGUUGCUAUGUGAAAGAUCAUAUAUAUAAGCUAGUACAAGUAACAUCAUUUCACCCAAGUAUUCGAGGUAUGCACUUUGAACCCAUAUGAUCUGAGCGAGCUCGUCGUUGUCGUGAGCAUUGGCUAUUGGGGAUUUUGUAAUCUGUUAACAGUAACUCAUCUUUGUUUAUGAGAAAUAUAUCUAAAUAUUAUUAUCACAGUUAUGAACUAUGUUUGGUAUUUAAGAAAUUUGUUGGUUGGUUUUGAGUA
This is a messenger RNA of Dioscorea cayenensis subsp. rotundata (Guinea yam), 1314 nucleotides long. Its product is annotated as zinc finger CCCH domain-containing protein 13. Bases 86 to 1078 code for a protein of 330 amino acids. The transcript is spliced from 8 exons. Lineage: Eukaryota; Viridiplantae; Streptophyta; Magnoliopsida; Dioscoreales; Dioscoreaceae. The record is from RefSeq and is a predicted model, not a curated record.